AUGGGCGAGUCGUGGACGGCGAAUAGCUCCUCGGCCAUGGCGAUACGCCUGGUGGAUUCACCACACGGCACCGAUGCUGCCUUCCACCCGUCGUUCACCUAUCCAAUCUACGGCGAGGCAGAGACGAUCUACGGCUACCAGGGACUCGUGCUCAACCUUGACGUGGCGUCGGGCAGUCUGGUGCCCAAGUUCGAGGUCAAGUACCGCGCCAAGAACGAGGCGACGACGGCCAAGCUCGACGAUGUCGAGGGGAUCAUCAAGCCUUUCCUGCCGGCCGACUACAUCUCGGCGUCGUCGUCUUCGUCUGCAAGCCAAGAGUUUGCAGCGGCACUGGAGAAGAGCUCGAGCUUCCGACCGCUGGGCGACAAGGUGCACAGCUACACGCGGCGCAAGGUGAACAAGGACAAGGGCAAGUCGGGCGGAGCGGCGUCCGCUGCGGCCUCGAUGCUGGCCGAGGACGAUCCGGAGGCGCGCGUGUUUGAGAUCUAUCGCGCCACGUGGGACACGCCUGGGUUCCGCGAGUACCACCGCCGCAUGCAGCUGUUUGUGCUGCUGUUCAUCGAAGGCGCGAGCUACAUUCAGGAGGACGAGACCAACUGGGAGUUCUUCACGCUGUACGAAAAGGUGCGCGGCGCGGGCGGCGCCGACGAUGACGCGACAUGGCACUUCAUGGGCUACACGAGCCUGUACAAGUUUUGGUGCUGGCCCGACUCGUCGCGCGUGCGUCUGUCGCAGUUUGUGGUGCUGCCGCCGUACCAGAAGCAGGGCCACGGCGGUGCGCUGUAUACGACGGUGUACGAUCAGAUCCGCAAACGCAGCAGCGUUUCCGAGCUCACGGUGGAGGACCCGUCGGAGGACUUUGACCGCCUGCGCGAUGGCAACGACCUGCGACGCCUGCUGGCGCCAGGCGGCUUUGUGGAAACCGCCAAGAAGCAAGGCAAGCUGCAUGCGCCGCUGGACGCCGAGUGGAUCGAGGCGCAGCGGCUGGAGCACAAGCUGGCGCCGCGCCAGUGGGCGCGCGUGCUGGAGAUGGUGCAGCUCAUGAACCUCGACACGGGCGAUGCCGAGCAGAUCCGACACUACCGCCUGCAGGUCAAGGCGCGCAUCUACCGCCAGAACAAGGACAUCCUCAUCCAGCUCGACAAGACACAGCAGCGCGCUAAGUUGCAGGAGACGUUCGAGGGCGUCAUCGACGAGUACGGCGACAUGGUCGGCGUCGACAUCGAGCCCAUCCUCGACGCAGGGCCGAGCUUUGCGGGCCUCCACGGCGUCGAUGAGGAGGACGACGAUGAGGAGGAGGACGGCCACUACGAGAACGGCAACGGCCCGCCACGAAAGAUGGCACGCUUCGCAUAG
Messenger RNA from Moesziomyces antarcticus, 1356 nucleotides. RefSeq names its product histone acetyltransferase type B. Gene Ontology annotation, biological process: subtelomeric heterochromatin formation. The transcript has a single exon. The coding region runs from base 1 to 1356 and encodes 451 amino acids. The record is from RefSeq and is a predicted model, not a curated record. NCBI's taxonomy places the organism in Eukaryota, Fungi, Basidiomycota, Ustilaginomycetes, Ustilaginales, Ustilaginaceae. Gene Ontology annotation, cellular component: nucleus. Gene Ontology annotation, molecular function: histone binding; histone H4 acetyltransferase activity.